Molecule: messenger RNA, 3810 nt
Organism: Paracoccidioides lutzii Pb01
Product: eukaryotic translation initiation factor 3 135 kDa subunit
Exons: 4
Coding region: 1-3810 (1269 amino acids)
Biological process (GO): intracellular distribution of mitochondria
Cellular component (GO): cytoplasm
Molecular function (GO): protein binding; mRNA binding
Source: RefSeq, a predicted model, not a curated record
AUGGAUCAGCCUACUCAGGAGAAAGAACAUCCUCAAGAGGUUGCGGAACAAAACGGAGUUGAGCAAACUUCCAAUGGAAAUCAUGUAGACGGAGAACAAGUUGGAGUUCUUUUUCAGAUUUCCGUCAAGCUUCCUCACGAGCCGUACACCAUCCAAGUUACGGUAUCGAGCCAGGAACAAGUCCAGGAUGUUCGUCAGUCGAUUGUCGAGUUACCAGGUACCUUUCAGUACACGAGCUUUCACUUGGAGCAUAAUGGAACCAGAAUAAACGACUAUGUUGAGUUGUCCGAGGUCAAGGGCCUCCAGGCCGAUUCCGAAGUUGUUUUGAUCGAGGAUCCGUACACCGAGAAGGAGGCCCGGAUGCAUGUAGUUCGGAUAAGAGAGUUGAUUGGUGCGGCCGGAGAUCGCAUUGACAAUUUGCACGGCAUCUGUGCUGGUUUGUCGCUCCAUGAUGCCGUCGCCGCUGGUGAACAGUUAUCCGACACAAAAGAAGGGCAAGAUGUGGCCAACGGUCAUGCCCUUUCAGACUUCGAGGUGUCGGCACCACCCGUCCUGCAAACAAUUCUCCCCCGAAUCCAACCCCCACUUCCUAAGACGGUCAAGGCAAUUUCCCUGUCGCCCUGGAAUCCCCCACCAUACCAUCUCCGCCAACGCGGACACCUAUUAUACCUGCAGGUAACCACGAAUGAAGGCGAGCAACAUCAGAUAACAUCCCAUGUAUCCGGAUUCUAUGUGAACAAAUGCUCAAAUGCCAAAUUCGACCCCUUCCCUAGACCCGCUCCUAAGAAUUACAGUGCCCACUCUCUCCUGACGCUGAUCUCGAUGCUGUCCCCGUCCUUCGAUGCUGCAUUUAAAGCCCUACAGGAGUCAAACAACAAAAAAGAUUUGUUGACUACUUUUCCCUUACAAAACUCCAUCCCCAACAACCCAUGGCUUGUGCCAGCGGCUUCUUCACCAAUUACGGCCCAUCAGGCCGAUAUCACUCGUUCCCAGGAGAACUAUUUGAUUUCCGGCGUGGAUAACUCUGAAACCUUGAGAGACUGGAAUGAAGAGUUCCAGAGUACAAGGGAACUACCCAGGGAAACGGUCCAGGAUAAAGUCUUUAGAGAACGUUUGACCUCAAAGCUUUUUGCUGACUACAAUGACGCCGCUGCCCGUGGUGCUGUUCUGGUCGCCAGAGGCGAAAUUACACCUCUGAACCCAACUGAAGGGAGAGACGCUCAAAUUUUCGUUUAUAACAACAUAUUCUUCUCCUUUGGAGCUGAUGGAGUUGGGACUUUUGCGUCGGAAGGUGGCGACGAGGCUGCUAGGAUUGCAGUUGGAAAGGACAUUGUGGGCGUGAAAGCCGUCAACCAGCUUGAUAUCCCCGGCCUCUUUACCCCUGGCACUGUUGUGGUUGACUACUUGGGCAAGCGGUUGGUUGGACAGAGCAUAGUUCCUGGCAUCUUCAAGCAACGGGAGCCUGGCGAGCACCAGAUUGAUUAUGGAGGAGUUGAGGGUAAGGAGAUUGUCACAGCGCACCAGGACUUUGUGCCUGUGUUUGAGAAACUGUCUACUUCCCUGCGAGUGAAAAAGCAUCCGGUCUGGGAUAAAGAGGGUAAAAGACACGAUCUGGAAGGGAGCGUGGAAACAAAGGGACUCUUAGGUACGGAUGGUCGAAAAUACGUUCUCGACCUUUACCGGAUAACUCCUUUGGAUAUUGCAUGGACUGAAGAUGCUGAGGGACAUGAGCCAUAUCCCCACAGAAUGUCUGUUUUGAGGUUGGAGCUGGUUGAGUCGUACUGGAGAUUUAAGAUGGGCCAGUAUGUGAAGGAGCAAGUUGAACUGCGAAAGGCUGCGAAGAAAGAGGCUGAAAAGAUUGAAGCACCAAAAGGAGAUGAGACGGAGGCCCCAUCAACGGAUGAAAAAGGUGAAGGUGAAAAGAAGCCCGUCGAUCGAGAACAGGAACGUGUUGACAUCUCCGCCUUCAAACUUGCCCUCAACCCCGAUGUCUUCAGUGGACAAGUGCCUCAGACCGAUGAAGAAAAGGAGGAGUGGGCUCAGGAUGAGGAGGAGGUUCGUUCGGCCUGCCAAUAUCUGAUUUCCAAGAUCAUUCCCGAACUUAUCCAGGAUUUGCACAAUGGUGACGUAGGGUUCCCAAUGGACAGCAGAUCGUUGACCCAACUUCUCCACAAGCGAGGUAUCAAUGUUCGAUACCUGGGCAAGUUAGCCAAGCUCUCACAAGAAAAGGGGCAAAGGCUGGCUGCUUUGAGCACACUUUUGAUCCAAGAGAUGGUGUCUCGUGCCUUUAAACAUAUUGCCAACCGAUAUCUGCGAUAUCUUCCACCUCCUUUCGCCGCGUCCUGCAUUUCACAUCUGCUGAACUGUUUGCUUGGGACACAACUCAACUCAAACCCACUCCCGGAAAUAGACGAGGAAUUGAGGGAAUGCUACCCAGAGGGUGAUUUCUCUUUCGAAAAAGUUACUCCCACUUCUUUGAAAGAGGAUAUCGAAAAGAACAUCAAGGUCCGUUUUAGAUUCAACUUGGAUCCUAGCUGGGUUGAAUCUCUCAAACGUCUUCAAAUCCUGCGAGAUAUCGCUAUCAAACUUAGUCUUCAGUUAGGUGCUCGUGACUUUGCGUUUGAGCAUUCACAGAUCAAACCUCAGGAACACUCGCCUGUUACCAAUGGCACUCGCGCUUCGCAAGAUGAGCAGGGCAAGAAAAAGAAGAAGAAGGGAAGCAACAAUGCUUCCCCAAGCCGGACGUCGGGAAGCCCUAAGCCCGCUAUCACUUUUGUACCGGAAGAUAUUCUUAACAUCAUGCCUCUGGUUAAGGAUGCUUCCCCCCGAAGUGCACUGGCGGAGGAAGCCCUGGAGGCUGGGCGUAUUUCGUUGAUGCAGAACCAGAAAGAGAUUGGACAAGAGCUUAUCUUGGAAUCUCUGUCCCUCCACGAGCAAAUCUAUGGCAUCCUUCACCCAGAGGUGGCAAAGUUGUACCACCAGCUCUCCAUGAUUUACUACCAGACAGACGAGAAGGAAGCCGCUGUUGAGUUGGCCCGGAAAGCUGUCAUUGUUACUGAGAGAACAAUGGGCGUCGACUCUGCCGACACUAUUUUGAGCUACCUUAACCUGAGUUUAUUCGAGCACGCAUCAGGCAAUACGCAAACCGCCCUCGUUUAUAUCAGACAUGCUUCAGAGCUAUGGAAAAUUAUCUAUGGUUCUCAUCACCCUGACUCUAUCACCACCAUGAACAACGCUGCUGUCAUGCUUCAGCAUCUCAAGAAAUACUCCGACUCCCGCAAAUGGUUUGAAUCUUCCUUGACAGUCUGCGAAGGCCUCUUCGGAAGACAAUCAAUUAACACCGCCACCAUUCUCUUCCAGCUUGCCCAAGCCCUCGCUCUCGACCAAGACUCAAAGGCAGCCGUUAACCGCAUGCGUGAUGCCUACAACAUUUUCCUCAACGAACUUGGUCCCAACGAUCGAAACACCAAAGAGGCAGAAAGCUGGCUUGAACAACUCACGCAAAACGCCGUGUCCAUCGCUAAGCAUGCGAAGGACAUCCAAGCGCGCAGACUGCGCCGGACCAAUCUUUCUCCUCGCGUGACCAUGGGAACCAAACCGCUUCCUCAGGUUGGUCAAUCGAACCCCGCGACUACCAACGGGGCAACAUCAAGUAAACCAAACGGACUAGACUCGAGAAGCAUUGAUGAGCUUUUGAAGUUCAUCGAGGGAGGCGAAUCUAGUAACCCUCGCACUAAGCAGAAGAAAAGAGCUGCAACCACCAAUCCCAAGCUUCGUGGAUCAAAACAAUCCCCCGUGAAAACCACCUAA